Messenger RNA from Pararge aegeria (speckled wood butterfly), 775 nucleotides. RefSeq lists its product as uncharacterized. The transcript is spliced from 4 exons. The record is from RefSeq and is a predicted model, not a curated record. The coding region runs from base 156 to 740 and encodes 194 amino acids. Lineage: Eukaryota; Metazoa; Arthropoda; Insecta; Lepidoptera; Nymphalidae.
AUACACAGGCAACACUAGUCAUUGGUUUCUAUCUCAUUUUCUACCAACACAGUCUGUGUCUUUGACGUUUUUUCCUGAGAAGUUUGCUUUUGGCGGCAACAACCGACAUUGCAACUUAUUCAAAUUAUAUUUGAAAAUUAUUUUGAACAAGCAUAAUGGUUAAAAGAGAGCGCUCUGUAAACUGGGAAAGCGGAGAAAAGCAACUUCUUUUAGAAAUUGUUCGACCAUAUAUAGCUAUCAUUGAAAACAAGGAUAUGUCAACGGAUAUAAAAAAGGCAAAAAAUAAUGCUUGGAUCGAGAUAGUGGAGAAGUUUAAUGCGGCAAAUACAUGGCAAAGGGAUAAAAAGCAGCUGCUUAAUCAGUGGAAUCUAAUCAAAAUCUCGUCAAAGAGGGAAAUGUCCUUAUUCUGCAAAUACUUAAUUAAAACUGAAGGUAAACUGAAACCGGAGGAUAAAGAAAUGAUGCCUCAAGAAUUCCAAAUGGACUCUAAAGAUUUAUUGCAGAUAAUUGAUAAUGAACCUGUUAUGAACACCAAUAAAAGGCGGUCACCAAAGAAGUGUUCCUUUAACUUUUGGAAAUCCUCAUAUCAGGAUAUGCAUCGGUUCAGGGUCUUAAGGGACAAGCGACUGCAACAAGAACAUGAAAUACGUAUGAAAAAUAUGGCAGAACUACAAAGUCAGGCUAUGGAAAAUUUGAAAUUACAAUAUGAAUUCCUGAAAAAGACAGAGUCUCAAAUGUAAUUUUAUAAUAACAUGUCACGGAUUUUUAUAUUCCA